CAAGUUUCUUUCCGCUCGCGCGAACGAAGUGAAGAGCGAGUUCUGUCAGUUGGAGAAAUUUCAUCGGAAUUAAAUAUCUGUGUGGAGCUUUUGACAAAAUUUAUCGCACCGGGAGUAGGAAUUUUUUAAUAAUUUUUUCGUUCUACUCGGUUGUUCGUCUUUAGGAAGUAGUACAGUUCAAGGCGAAAGAUUUUUUGCAAAGGGCUGCAAAGGGUAGAUCUUUCGCAGCAGAGAACGAGUUAUGGAAGUACCGCCUGAUGCGAACGGAGAAUUUGGACUUGAACGAGAUGGGCAGCAAACUCCUGGCGUAGGAAUUAAAAGAGACUCAAUAUCCUUCGAUUUGGAUUAUGAAAAGCCACGAAAAGUUCCUAAGCUUUGUAUCAAAAUACCACCUUCUGGAGUCAUCCCAGUCGACGGUGUAGAGUCUGGUGAAGAGGAGACAUUUGGAUCAGAUGACAUAGUGAGGGAUUUGAGUCAGAAGCAUGAAGAAACAGCACCAGCACUGAGCUGUCAUACAUGUGGGGAAGAGAUAUACAGUGAAGAGUUUGUUAACAAUGAAAAACUCUACUGUAGUGAGGAAUGUAUGGAGAAAGAAAGUUUUGUUGUUGCUGCAGAUACUACAAGAAAAAGGGUUCAUGCAACAAGACAGACCUUUUUGUCAGAUCUUGAUAAGCCUUCAGGUGGUGUUAGAGACAUGAAGAGGCAAUGCAGAGGGCUGGGAAUGGCAGCUUCCAUUCAAGAACUUAUUGGGUGUCCUACACCAGGAUGUGAUGGAAAGGGACAUGUUAAUGGAAAGUUUGCAUCACACCGAAGUGUCUAUGGCUGCCCAUAUGUACAGAAAACCAGUAGGAGAUUUUCCAGAUUCGACAGUGGAGACAAUGAUGCUGAUGCAACUUCAGAAACAUCAAGGUGUCCCACUCCAGGAUGUGAUGGUUCAGGACAUAAAUCUGGAUUAUUUGCUUCCCACAGAAGUCUCUAUGGAUGCCCAAGGAGAGUCUCUGUGGAGAAAAGCAAAGAUGGAAAAGCUUCAGGAGAUGACAAUGGAGCAAGAUGUCCAACUCCAGGCUGUGAUGGCACUGGACACAGAACAGGGUUGUACACAUCACACAGAAGUCUUUCAGGUUGUCCCCUAGCUACAUUCCAGAAGCAGGUUUCACGUCAGUACAGAAGUCCACCUACUACUCCACCACACAAGAAGAGCCGCCCACAAAAAUGUAUUCUGACAGACAAGACAUUGCCUCAAGAAAGUCCCACAUCUCCAGACUCGGGCAUUUCCUCUGCCUCCAGCACUGAGGACAGCUCAGCCAAGAAAGAACUGAACUUUGAUUCAGACACCAAAGAUUCACCUGUUCAUUUUACUUUCCUCAAGAGUAAGCCUCCCAGAAUGAAGUGUGAGUCCUCAUCAGUGACCACUUCCACUGAUUCCCUCCCAGCAUUGUCCAUGCCAAGUGUAAUCUCAGCCACAACUGCUGUGGCUGUGGCAAACUCAGUCAUGAGUGUCAAUCGGGCUCCCAUCCCCAAGGAAGUGUCUCCUAAGGAGUGCCCUUCAGAGGAAUCUGAUGAUGGAAUUGUUAAAGGGCCAAUUGACACAGGAAAUGGUGGUGGUGGUGAUGAAGAUGAUAAUGAUGAUGAAGAGGGCGAGUUGAGUUCAGAUGAGAUUUGCCUAGAGGCUAAAGAAGUUGUCCAGUACACAUCUUCAGAGAGUUCAUCUGAGGAAGAUUAUGACAUCAGAGAGGAUGCUGAUGACUCUGAUUAUGGAGGAGGGAGAAGUGCUUCAAAGUUGAUUGGUUGUCCAACAGAGGGUUGUGAUGGAUCAGGACAUGUGAAUGGCCGUUUUUCCAGUCAUCGUCGUCUCUCCGGCUGUCCAAGAGUAGUGAGGAACACGCCUCUGCCGAAAACCCCUGUUAAACGUGAAUUUGGAUCUGAUGGGAAACCUAAAGAACUUCUCAGUUGUCCGACUCCAAACUGUGAUGGAAGGGGACAUGUGUCAGGGCAGUAUGCAACACACAGGAGUUUGUCAGGGUGUCCACUUGCAGCCAAAAUGCAGCAACAGGAACACCAAGAAGUUAGGUACAUGUGCCCUACAGUUGGUUGUGAUGGAACAGGUCAUGUGACUGGGAAGUACGCUUCGCACAGAAGUUUGUCAGGAUGCCCUCUGGCUCCCAAGCUUGCUCUUCAAAAUGCUGAAGGGAGUCCGCAGUCCGAUAAAGCUGGCCCUAUGUGUCCUACCCCUGGAUGUGACGGGACAGGACAUUCCAGUGGUCAAUUCAGUACCCACAGGAGUUUAUCGGGCUGCCCUUUGGUUUCUCCUUCGGAGAAGAAAGUUCUCAUGAGACAGGAAGCGGAGUCCAAGUUGUUGGCUCAGGCAAGCGCCAGAAAUCCAGAUGUUAAGCUGGUUAAAAUCCGAUCAGGCAAAGCUCAACAAGAAAUCGAAAAAGUACGCGCCUUGGAUAAGGAGAUCGGCGUGCUUCAGUCUUCGAACGAGGAAUGCGAGAAACUCAACAAGGAGCUCGACUCAGAGAUAAGCAAACUGGAACAGCGACUGACAAUUUGUAAAGAGGAGACAGCGAGUAACCGACACAGGACAGGGGUGGUGGAAACCAAACUCGCCGUGGUACAGACGCGAUUUAUCGCCUCACUGUCUCAUGUUCAGGUUCCAGACAUCGGUGUGAAGCUCACUUUUGAUUCCAUGGAUACGUAUAUUGAAAAAUUACAGCAGAUUAUUGAAGAAAAUGCUACAGAUUACAAAGAACUAAUUGCAGAUAUCAAAGAAGCAUUGGCAGAUUUUAAGUUUUAGAUACAAAAAAAAAAAAGGUUUGUGAAAAGAUUUAUUAAUACCAAUAAUUCUUAAUUAUUAUAUAUACUAAGGUUAUCAUAUAUAUGGGAAUAUUAAGUGAAAUUAUUGUUACGAAAUUAGUAAUUAUUAAUUAUUAAUACCAGAGAAGGUAAGAGUUUUAUCAUAAUAAUUAUUAAGUCUGCUGACUACAUAUCUUUUAAAAUAUUACAGUAACGGUUGUAGUCUCAACUGAGGCUUCGAAAAGCAUUUACACUUGUGUUUUUAUUAUUUUCUCCUCUAAAGUAGGAAGCCUUUUCACGAUGGUUUUGCUCAUUUAAUUUUGUCGUCUUGUUUCUUCUGUUACAACCAUUAUAUUUUAUGUUCCUGAUAAUCAUAUUUAUGCACUAUUUAUACGCUCCACCACUGGAACCAAUAGUUUAAUGUCCUUUUUCUUUAUCUACAUGUUGCUUGCUCUAUCCACUGCGUUUACCUUUGAUUUCGUCUUUUACUUCACUUGUUACCAGAGAUAAUAGUGCAUUAUUAUAUGACUGUGUCUCGCAAGGACUGGGAACUACCGAAUUCACGGAUUUGAUUGGCUGA
Molecule: messenger RNA, 3376 nt
Organism: Stylophora pistillata
Lineage: Eukaryota; Metazoa; Cnidaria; Anthozoa; Scleractinia; Pocilloporidae
Biological process (GO): regulation of transcription by RNA polymerase II
Cellular component (GO): nucleus
Molecular function (GO): DNA-binding transcription factor activity, RNA polymerase II-specific; zinc ion binding; RNA polymerase II cis-regulatory region sequence-specific DNA binding
Source: RefSeq, a predicted model, not a curated record